AAAAACCUAAACAAAGAGCGUUCUUCUUAUUCAAUGAUAUUCUCGUGUACGGACGUGUUGUUAUCAGUGGACGUAGAUAUUCACAACAAAAAAUUAUUCCACUUAAUGAAAUACAAAUCGGUGCUCCUAUUGAUUCAGCAGAAAAUCCAUAUGCAUGGUUAAUAAGUAGUCCAAAAAAAUCUUUUAUUGUCCGAGCAAAUUCAGAUCGUGAACGACAAGAAUGGCUUACACAUCUUGAUCGUUGUAUUCGUUAUGCUUCUGGAGGUGCUAAUACACAAAAUAAUGCGGUCGCUGCACAUUGGAUACCUGAUGAUAAAGCUGAUACAUGUAUGCAUUGUCGUACAUCGAAAUUUUCAGCAUAUAAUCGUAAACAUCAUUGUCGAAAUUGUGGUUUAGUUGUUUGUGAUGGGUGCUCAAAAAAACGCUUUUUAAUUUCACAUUUGGAUGCAAAACCAGUUCGAGUAUGUGACUCCUGUUAUGCUAAAUUAAAUAAUAAUGAUAGCAAUGACGCACGUCUAAAUCAACGUGAUCGACCAGCUGAUAGUAGUGACAGUGAUGGUGAUGAAAAUCCUCAAUAUUCUCCAAUACCUGCGACUUUUUAUCAAAAUGUUGAAAAUCUCUAA
Adineta steineri is the source of this 623-nucleotide messenger RNA. The record is from the annotation of a GenBank genome assembly. Lineage: Eukaryota; Metazoa; Rotifera; Eurotatoria; Adinetida; Adinetidae.